Molecule: messenger RNA, 861 nt
Organism: Acanthosepion pharaonis
Lineage: Eukaryota; Metazoa; Mollusca; Cephalopoda; Sepiida; Sepiidae
Source: the annotation of a GenBank genome assembly
AUGUUUUCUAUUAUGUUUAUACUGAAGUGUAUUGAUGUGGCUGGAGUAAAUACGGUAUGUGUCACUCCUACACGCUUUUCACUUAACAGCCCCAGCCCGCCACUGAUUGCUUUCGUUUCAUUCACAUCACCUGUUCACUUGCACCCCCCUCUUCUCGGAAGACCCCCCCUCCCCACUACUUUAACCUACAAGAAGCUAUCCGACUCGACCCUGCUAUCUUUUUUCCCACACCCCAACUUCCCGCUUGAACCGUCAAGCAGCCUAUUAUUAUUUUUAUACAUUUUUUUUCUCUCUAUCAUUUUUCUAUGUAUUUCAUUUUUAUUCCAUCUUCUUCCUCUUUUUUCUUUUUUCUUCUUCUUCUUUGUCAUUGUCAUCGUCUUCUUCGUUAUCGUCGUGGUUUUCUUUUUCUUUUUUGUCAUCGCCUUCUUCUUCUUCUUCUUCUUCUCCUCCUCCUUUUCUUCUUCUUCUUCUUCUUCUAUGUCAUUGUCGUCGUCAUCUUCUUCGUUAUCAUCGUCGUCUUCUUUUUCUUUUUCGUCAUCGCCUUCUUCUUCUCAUCUUCCUCCUUUCUUCUUCUUCUUCUUCUUCUUCUUCUUCUUCUUCUCUUCGUGGGUGAUAUUUCGUCUGUCUGUCAUUCGAUUCCUUCACCCUAGCCCUUACACAAUAUGGCGCUCACAUUUACUCUUUAUAAAUGUCUUUACUUACUAUGUCAUUAAUUUUCUGGCUAUUUCCGAUGCAUCUCUUCCACUCUUUUUUAAACAUCAUAUACCCCACCACCACCUCCACCACCACUUAUUAACAACCAGUUUUCUUUCUCUGUUCAAGCCUUUCAUCAGAAAACUCUUGUUCCUUCUCACAAUGUGA